AUGGAACCUCAACUUGACCCAGAAAUAGUUGGGAAGGAGUUCGACAAAUGGCUAGAUUGGGACGCUGUUGCAGACGAGGUUGACGAUAGUUGCGUGAAGCCUGUGAGGCUUACAACAGCGUCCGGACUGCCUAUAUCCCCUAUAUCUACAGCAAACAGCGACUCUUUCAGUACCAACACCAACCAAGCAUCGCUCACCGCUUCUUACAUACAUGACCUGCCAACGCCGACCCACAGCUCCAGUUCCCCGGAGACUGCAUUGAAUUCUUACCGACUGAAUAGGGAGACCGCGCGGGUUGGUUCCUUGCCGAUGCUUCAACAGAACAAUCUGAAGAGGAAGAUAUCAGCCGACGAUGAUUUGGAGCAUGGGUACAAGCCUGUUGCUGGACGGCCGACCGGCAGUAAGAGACCACACAACGUUAUAGAAAAGAGAUAUCGUGCGAACCUGAACGAGAAGAUAUCGGAACUAAGGGACAGCGUGCCCGCUCUAAGAGUUUUGAAAAGAGCGAGAACCAAGAAAGAUGGCAGCGCCAGUAGUGGCGACGAAGAUUUGGACGGCUUGGCUCCCUCUAAUAAACUCAACAAGGCCUCAAUAUUAACAAAGGCAGUCGAAUACAUUCAUCACCUGGAAACUCGUUCUAGAAAGCUUGAAGACGAGAACACUUAUCUGAAAGAUCGUGUUGAGCAACUUGAGAAGAUGCUUGCUGACAAGGGAAAUGGCGCCACUCCAGCUACGGCGUUUACCAGUAACACUGCAACUGAGGAGUCUUCAGAACAACCUGUCGGUGCACAAGGCAGUGAGACUACGGCGAAGCCUGAAGUGAAAGGGCUGAUCGGACUGCCUGACAGCAUGAAGCGCUUACGUGAGUCUCAGCCACAAGAACACUAUGGUCAUGUCUAUGCUACUCCCUUGGAGAAGUCACGCCUCAAAGGCAAGUGGCCUCAAAGAAUUAUGCUCGCGUCUGUGGCUGGAUUAAUGAUCAUGGAAGGUAUCUCGGAGUCAGAUCAGGCAGACGACUCAACAAAACGAGCACUUUUCGGCAUUCCACUCGAGAUCCUUGACGGCUGGCAGUUUCUCAGAUCUCCUCGCCUUUACUUGGCAACCUUUGCAGAGUAUUGUCGUGCUGGCGGUGUGGUACCUUUGUUAAAGGGUUUUAUGACUUUGACCUUUCUGGCCUUUCUCGUCUUCUACUACAUGUUCAAUUCCAAGCCAGCAUCAACCAAGCAACAGGAGGAUGAGCCGAGGCGAAUACUCGAGCCUGCUCGGCCGGCCUCACCAAUUCAGGUGCGGCGGCGGGCAUGGAGCACAAGUAUGCAAGCCCUUGGUUUACCACAUCACAGCUUUUUCCCCGAGUGGUUUGCAGUGACUUCCGAGUGGGUCAACUAUUCUAUCAGGUAUUGGCUUGGUCCUAGUGCCUGUCUGUGGUUGUGCGGGGAGACUGCCGAGGACGAAACAGCCAGAGUGAAGGCCUGGGAUAUUGCAAUUGACGCCCAGCUCGCUGGUGGGGAUACUGAGAUCAGUCACAGCAGAGUCGUACUCACCAUUUUUGGAUCAGGUACACUUCCAGCUACACCUCUACGGUUGAUGAUGAAAGCGAUUCACUGCAAGCUUGUUCUCCACAACGUUGGUCUGGCCGGCACACUAAGUUCAAAUAUCGCCUCGCGACUCGCUUCAUAUUUAGCAGAUCGGCAAUGGCGCCGAGCUCGUCAACUACACGAAGCCCUGCCAGCUCGAGACGCCGACAGAUUGCCUGGAUACCUGAACUACCUAUUGCAGAUGGACUGUGACGAUGUGCUGACCAGCGUUGUCACGCAGAGGGCCUACAAUAUGAUGUACGACCGACCGACAUCUGAGCAUGCUGAGGAUAUUCUACAUGAUGUGGUGGUUGAGGAUCAUGCUAUCAAAUCACCGUUGGAUGCAAUCGCUGCAUGGCUAUCCACAUCACUACUGCACGAAGCUCUCGUCGCAGCAGUGCAAAGCCCAGACGCCACUGACCUACUACGGGAACACAUUCAGGCCGCUCUGGAAAUCGCACCACCCGGAUCAGCAUCGGAAACCAGAGCUCUUGCCGUUCAUGCCGUCCUGAGCCCAGGCAGAAGACACAACUUUUACCUACGAGCUGCCGAUGCAAUCAGAACGAGCACGGCAACUACUGAGAACAUCGCGGAAGCGGGACUCCCAUUUUUUAUUGAUUCCUCUACACCCAAGUCUGCACGACCUGAAAUCGAGACAUGUCUAUCCUGUGCCGAAGUUAUGUUCAAACUGGAGCAGCAGCAGGAUCUGUUGGGCGCAGUCGAAGUCUUGACAAGGAUAAAAUGGCCCGAGCUCGGACUCACGUCCUCCGGCACUUCCGUCCUGCCAAGCAUGUUAUCAGUGGCACCUCUUUUCUUCGUGCUUACACGGCUACUUAGGGCUUCUAGGCAUGCAAGUGACUGCUCCUCUUCCGAUUGUGAAGAUAACAUUCAUCCGCUGCCGCAGUUGACUCUGUUGGCAAAGGAAGUUUACCACUGCCUUCGUGUUGAGGCAUCCAGACUCAAUGCUGCUGCUGAAGGAUGCAAAAGUCAUUUGACUUCUGCAUUGGAUACGGUAUUCAAUAAUUGGGUUGUGAAUCAGGCUGAUAUUUCGAGGCGGCCUAGCAGUGCCAGUCACGACACCGGCUACGGCAGUCUGGAGGACGAGGACGAUUUACAAGGCUCGACGUGCAAACGCGCAACGACUGUUUUCGAACAAAAGAGUACACAUUUCCAGGAGAAGGUUGGCUACCUCGACAAUAUCGUACAUCACCAGCCCUAA
Messenger RNA from Lithohypha guttulata, 2793 nucleotides. RefSeq names its product Clr6 histone deacetylase associated PHD protein-2 Cph2 (gene CPH2). Gene Ontology annotation, molecular function: protein dimerization activity. NCBI's taxonomy places the organism in Eukaryota, Fungi, Ascomycota, Eurotiomycetes, Chaetothyriales, Trichomeriaceae. The coding region runs from base 1 to 2793 and encodes 930 amino acids. The record is from RefSeq and is a predicted model, not a curated record. Gene Ontology annotation, biological process: SREBP signaling pathway; positive regulation of transcription by RNA polymerase II. The transcript has a single exon.